AUGAAGAAAACUAAAGAAGUUGAUAUGAUCAAGUUAGAAAUGAAAACUAUGGCUGAAAAAUUCAAGAAUAUCAAGGAAGUCAAGACUGGUCAGAACGACCACGUAUCUUCAGGAUCAGGAAAGGGCAAAGUCAACAUCAUUUCUGAAAAAGUUACUGAGAAAGAUCUGAUGUUGACUGAGAAGGAAAGGAUCGCAAGAGAAAAUAUGGAAAAGGAACUUGAUGAGCUCAAUGCCCUAAGGGAAAAAUUGGAUGUUGAAGAGGCCGAAGCCAGGAAUUUAGAAAUAAUUCUUGAGAACAAGAAAGCUUUAUUUAUGGCCUGGACUCUCGAUCGGAUGCAAAAAUCAACUAUCGAUGAUCCAAAUAUCUUUUGGUUGGAACCAAAAACCUCUUUUCAAAUCAACAAAGAAGUGGAGUGUCAGUUCGAUUUCCCUAUCACUCCAAGGAGAUUUCUCUUCCGAUGCUUUUAG
Molecule: messenger RNA, 468 nt
Organism: Lactuca virosa
Lineage: Eukaryota; Viridiplantae; Streptophyta; Magnoliopsida; Asterales; Asteraceae
Source: the annotation of a GenBank genome assembly